AUGCUUGUUGUUAGAGUUCUUCGUGUUCUGAAAAUGGCCAGAGUGUUCAAGUUGGCACGAUAUAGCAGUAGUCUACAGACAUUCGGUCAAACGCUCAAAUCGUCGAUCACCGAAUUGAGCAUGUUAAGUAUGUUUCUACUGACGGGUAUUGUAUUCUUCUCCACUAUCAUGUACUACUUGGAAAAGGAUGAACCUCACUCAGAUUUCUAUUCAAUUCCAGCUGCUUGCUGGUGGUGUGUAGUCACAAUGGCAACUGUCGGUUAUGGAGACGCUAAACCUGUUACCGUAUGUAAGUCAACUUUUCCUCAAUAA
Cooperia oncophora is the source of this 312-nucleotide messenger RNA. Lineage: Eukaryota; Metazoa; Nematoda; Chromadorea; Rhabditida; Trichostrongylidae. The record is from the annotation of a GenBank genome assembly.